AUGGGGGACUCAUCAUCAUCUAAGACCAAGCCAGAUGAGCAACCUGAGAGGACCAGCAGCAGCGACACAGGUCGCACUGGGAGGAUUGUAGCUGGAGUCAGGUGGGCGGCGGUGAUGGAGGAGGUGGUGAGGAAGGCUGCGGAGAAGGAGAAGGCGGGUUGCAGCAGCAAUGAAGUGUCUAAGCAGAGGUUCAGGAAGCUCCAACUGUUUCAUGGACGACACCCCAUCCUCCAAUGUGAAGAUCCAGAUGUUCCACCUCUGAAGCGCAGCAGCAGCUAUGAAUGGCUGCCACCUGACAUGUCUGAGCUGAGGGUUGUUCUGCUGGGGAACAGCUGGUCUGAGAGGAGUUCAGUGGGGAACUUCAUACUGGAAGUGACUGCGUUCAACACUGAGGAAGAACCAGAUCACUGUCUGAGAGUCAGAGGACGGAUGAAAGAGAAAGAAAUAGUUCUGAUCAACACUCCAGAUCUGCUGCUCCCCAACAUCUCUGAAGACAAACUAAGAGAACAUGUAGAAAACUGUGAGAGACUCUCUGAUCCUGGACCUCAUGUGUUCCUGCUGGUUCUACAGCCUGAAGACUUCACUGAGGAACUCAAAGAGAAGCUCUGCAGAGUCCUGAAACUCUUCAGUGAUCAAUCAUUUGAUCAUUCAUUGAUACUGAUAUCAACAUCCAGAGAGGAGAGUUCAGCUUUCAUGGAGAAAGACCAGCCCUUAAAAGACAUGAUCAGAAUGAGUAGAUACAGAUAUCUGUGGCAGAAGAACCUUGAACGUCCAGAACUUUUAACACGUUUGGUUCAAAUUGUAAAAGAGAACAAUGGAGAACACGUUAGCUACGAUGUUUUUGAGGACACAGUAUCUACUUUACCAGGUGAUCAUCAAAGUCCAAAACAGAAGGAAAAACAGACUCCUCUCACAGAUGCUGUUAAAUCUGCUGGGCUGCAUGUUAUUCCAAUCAGUCCACAACCUUCACUCCCAGAGAAAACCCUUCAGACUCACACAUCUGAACUCAGGAUUGUGAUGUUUGGAAAAAGGGAGUACAAAAAGGCAACACUUUGCAAUUACAUCAUUGGGAGCAGAAAGGUUAAAUUCAACAAAAUAAACCCAAACAAGCAGUGUGAGGUCGCCCGUGGUCAGUGGAGAGAACAUCCUCUAACAGUGGUGAAAACUCCAGACAUCUUCAAACUGUCUGAGGAAUCAAUCAGAGAAGAGAUGAAGAGCUGUGUGACUCUUUGUUCACCUGGACCAAAUGUUCUGCUGCUGUUAGUGAAGCCUUCUGAUCUCACUGAGGAGAACAGACGGACACUGAAGUUCACCCUGAGUUUGUUUGGUCGAGAUGCUUUUAAACACUCAAUGGUCAUCAUGACACAUGAUGAGAGAGAAACACGUUCCUGUGUUCAUCAGCUCCUUAAAGACUGUGGAGAGAGAUGGUACAGCAUGUCUGCAGAUGACCAUAGAUCACUAAUGGAGAAGAUUGAGAACAUUGUGCGUGAAAACAAAGGAACCUUCCUCACCUUCACUGAAGAGAUGAAACCAUCUUUAAACCUGGUUCUGUGUGGGAGGACAGGAUCAGAGAAGACCUCAGCAGCCAAGGCCAUUUUAGGUCAGACAGAGCUUCAUUCAGUCUCCAACUCCUCAGAGUGUGUUAAACAUCAGGGAGAGGUGUGUGGACGUUGGGUUUCUCUGGUGGAGCUGCCUGCCUUGUGUGGAAAACCUCAGGAGGCAGUGAUGGAGGAAUCUCUCAGGUGUAUCUCCCUCUGUGAUCCUGAGGGCGUCCAUGUCUUCAUCCUGGUCCUACCUGUGGGUCCCCUCACUGAUGAAGACAAGGGAGAGUUACAGACCAUCCAGAACACAUUCAGCUCUGCAGUCAAUGACUUCACCUUCAUUCUGUUCACUGUGGAGUCAGAUCCUAAAGCUCCAGCUGUUGUUGACUUUGUCAAAGAAACCAAGGAGAUCCAGGAUCUCUGUCAGAGCUGUGGAGGAAGAUAUGUUGUUCUCAACAUCAAGGACCAGCAGCAGAUCCCAGAGCUGUUGGAUUCUGUGGAAAAAAUAAGACUGAAACCCGACCACACCGAACCAUGUUGUUACACAACAGAAAUAUUUGCACAUGCCCAAAUAAAAAAGAUCAGCGCACUACAGACUGAACUGAAGAACCUCAGUACACAAAACAAGGUCACCUGUGAUGAAGAGAAGCAGAGCCCAGAGUGUCUCAGGAUUGUGCUGAUAGGAAAGACUGGCAGCGGAAAGAGCUCCUCAGGAAACACCAUUCUAGGAAGAAAGGAGUUUGAAGCUGAUUUAAGCCAAACAUCAGUCACCAAACGUUGUCAGAAAGCAGAGAGUGAAGUGGACGGUCGUCCCGUCGUCGUGGUCGACACUCCUGGUCUGUUUGACACAACUUUGUCCCAUGAAGAGGUUAAUGAGGAGAUGGUGAAAUGCAUCAGUCUUCUGGCUCCUGGACCACAUGUCUUCCUGCUGGUGUUACAAAUUGGCAGAUUUACACCAGAGGAAAAGGAGACAUUAAAACUCAUCAAGGAGGGCUUUGGGAAAAACGCUGAAAAGUUCAUCAUCAUUCUUUUAACUGGAGGAGAUUCACUGGAGAAAAAGAAACUGUCUAUUCAAGAUUUCAUUAAAGAAAAAUGUGAUGAUUCCUUUAAGAAACUGAUCGCUGACUGUGGAGGAAGGUACCAUGUGUUUGAUAAUGAGAAAGACAACAGAAUGCAGGUCAGUGAGCUGAUCACCAAGAUUGACAGCAUGGUGAAGACUAAUGGAGGCGACUGCUACACUAAUGAGAUGCUGCAAGAGGCCGAGACUGCUAUCAAGAAAGAAAUGGAGAAGAUCCUGAAGGAGAAAGAAGAAGAGAUGCAGAGAGAGAGAGAGGAACUUAAAAGAAAACAUGAAGAAGAAAUGAAAAGAAGGAUGGAAGAACAGAGAGCAGAAACUGAACACGAGAGAAAACUGAGAGCAGAACAACUUGAGGAAAAGGAGAAGAAGAUAAAGAAAGAAUGUGAAGAGAGAAGGAAAGAACAGGAAAUGAGAGAAGAAGAAGACAGGAAGAGAAAACAAGAGGAAGAAAAACUACGACAGGAGUGGAAACAGAAAGUUGAAGCUUUGGAACAAAAAAUAACAUCACAGUCAGAAUCAAAGGAAACCAUCGACAGAAAGCUGGAGGAGAAUAGAGAGAUGAUGAGAAAAGAACGAGACAACUGGGAGACAAAACAAAAAGACUGGUGGAUAAAACGAGAUCAAGAAAAUGAACAGAGACGACAGGAAGAAGAAACAAAACUUAGAGAGCUUGAAGAAAAAUACAAACAGGAAAAAGAAAAUAAUGAAAAGAAAAGAGACGAAGAGGACAGAGUCAGAAGAGAACAAGAAAAAGAGAGAAAAGACAUGGAGGAGGAUCAUAAGAAAAACAUGGAGACUCUGAAGAAGACAUAUGAAGAGGAAGCCAGAAAGAAAGCUGAGGAGUUUAAUGAAUUUAAUGACAAACACAUCAAGGAAUUGAAAAGUCAGAAGGAAGAGCAUGAGGACCAAAUGAAAGACAAAGAUAAGAAAUAUGACAUCUUAAAGGCACUUCAAUCCUACAAUGAUAAAAAACAUCAAGGUGAAAUGUAUGAAGUACUGAAACGUUUCACUAAAAAUGAUAACAAAUCUAUCAAAAGUCAAUGACCUACUGAAGAAGCACGAAGCAAAAAUGAAGAAUGUGAAAACUGAGGAGGAAAAGCAAAAGCUGCAGGAAAAACAUGAAAGAGAAGCAAUUAAGUUGAUGCAGGAAGUUUGGGAUGACGACGCCGGAUUUUGGCAACGUUUCAAUUAUUUGGUUCCAAAAGUGUUUGGUUUCGCUGACUGAAACUUCACGAGUGAAGAGAAUGAUUGCAACGUUCCACGUUAACGUCGUCAGCAGGAGUUGAUAUGUGCCGGAUUACAGCAGUUCUUCAGCUGCAAUGUGACACAUUCUGCUUCAGAAACAUGCAGUGUAUUUACAUUUACAUACAUUCAUUCAUGGCUCACCAGGCUGGAGUCACUGUUUACACAAGACAGUGAAUUAAUCAGAUUGUGUAUCUUGGUUGGGUUGGAUUUCUUUUUUGUGCCAGUUUGUUGUCCUGAAGCUCUUUGGGGGUUCUAAUGCUACAGUAAGUCACCAGCUGACUGAAGAGACUCCUUUUUAGAUUGUUAUAUUUCAAGUUUAUGAAUAUUAGCUGUUCUCAAGCGGAUGAUGAAAGUCGUUGUUUUGAAAAUCCUUUGUUUUUUGAGCUUAGUGAUGUCAUGAAAACUCUUGUUCAGAGCUUACUGGAGAGUAAACCAGGAGGUCAGUCCAGGAGCUGACUGCACAAUGACCUGCUGCUGUAGCUUGGUUUUAUAUUUUAUGUAAUCAAUAUUAUCAAGAUAUAAUGUGAAACCAAUUUGGUUUGUUUUGUAUCUAUUUUCUGUUUGUGUUUUGGGGAAAGCAUUACUCAAAGUUGCUUAUGAAGAUUUGACAAUGAUCUGUCCUGAGGCAGGAUACUUUUUGAUAAUCAAAUACAGCAGUAACAGGAAACGUUCCUUUAUGCAAAUAGAUCAAUGUCAGUGAUGAGCUGAUAUGAAUGAAACCGUCUCUGUUGAUAAAUCCCUCUGGGUCAACUCAAGUAGUCUAACAUUACAUUACAUUACAUUACAUUACAUUAUAUUACAUUACAUUACAUUACAUUAUAUUAUAUUACAUUACAUUACAUUACAUUAUAUUAUAUUACAUAACAUUACAUUAUAUUACAUUAUAUUACAUUACAUUACAUUACAUUACAUUAUAUUACAUUAUAUUACAUUACAUUACAUUAUAUUACAUUAUAUUACAUUACAUUAC
Messenger RNA from Anoplopoma fimbria (sablefish), 4834 nucleotides. RefSeq lists its product as uncharacterized. Lineage: Eukaryota; Metazoa; Chordata; Actinopteri; Perciformes; Anoplopomatidae. Gene Ontology annotation, molecular function: GTP binding. The transcript is spliced from 8 exons. The record is from RefSeq and is a predicted model, not a curated record. The coding region runs from base 1 to 3663 and encodes 1220 amino acids.